This is a messenger RNA of Cordyceps fumosorosea ARSEF 2679, 1170 nucleotides long. RefSeq names its product C6 and C2H2 transcription factor RegA-like protein. Bases 1 to 1170 code for a protein of 389 amino acids. NCBI's taxonomy places the organism in Eukaryota, Fungi, Ascomycota, Sordariomycetes, Hypocreales, Cordycipitaceae. The record is from RefSeq and is a predicted model, not a curated record. The transcript is spliced from 3 exons.
AUGCUAGACUCAGCAACAACGGUCACGUCAGCGGCCGCCAUUGCCACCACAGCCGCCAUGGUCACGGCGUCAAUACUCAUCCUAUCGCGUGAAGUCUUGUGGCCUCGCUGGGCCAAGGUUCUUCGCAGUCCCCUCAAGACGACGCUUCCGCGCCUGAGCGAGGAGGAGGCGCGACACUUGGUUUACAAGCCUGAUGUUUUCCCAGGUGCGCGAGACGUCGACACCCCCUAUGGCUCCAUUCGCGUGUACGAGUUUGGUCCGGAAGAUGGCCAAAAGGUCCUCUUUGUUCACGGCAUCACCACCUCGUGCAUCACCCUGCUCUAUAUUGCGAACAAUCUCGCCAAGCGCGGGUGCCGUGUCAUGCUUUUCGAUCUCUUCGGCCGUGGUUACUCUGACGGUGUCGGCGACAUCCCCCACGAUGCUCGCCUCUAUGUCACGCAAAUGCUUCUGGUACUCGCCUCCAGUCCCCUAUCCUGGACCGGCGACGACUCCAUCAACAUAAUUGGCUACUCCCUUGGCGGCGGCAUCGCUGCUCAUUUCGCCGGCACAUUCCCAAACAUGGUCCGAUCGUUGUUGUUGCUGGCGCCCUCCGGUCUGAUUCGCGCCGAGCGCUUCGGCCACAUUACCAAAUUCAUCUUUUCCUCCGGCGUCAUCCCGGAGCGCAUCCUGCACGGCCUCACCAGCCGCCGUCUGCAGCAGCCCAUCGCCUCGUCCGUAAAGGUCCCCAAGCAGGCGGUCAUUGGCAAGGUUGAGGCCGCCGCCAAGGUUGCAUCCGCAGAGGUUCCGGGCACUGCCUUUGGCAACGAGGACUCCCCGGACCUCCCCAUUGAGCAGCGCGUCACGCACUAUGUCCGCUGGAUGGUUACGCACCACCGUGGGUUCGUCCCGGCCUUCAUGUCUUGCGUCCGCCACGCGCCGCUCACGCACCAGCAAGAGAGCUGGAAGCUUCUCGCGCAGCGCAAGCCCGGCACCACCGCUGUGCUACUUGCGGAGAAGGAUGAAAUCAUCAACCUGGAAGAUUACGAGGCUGACGGCCUCCCUUUGCUUGGCGGCCGAGAAAACGUCUACUGGAAGGUGCUCUCGGGUACUCACGAUUUUGUCAUGACGCAUCCCGACACUAUUACCAAGGAAAUUGAGCACCUCUGGGGAUUGAAACCCCCAGGUGUGUAA